Molecule: messenger RNA, 426 nt
Organism: Vigna unguiculata (cowpea)
Lineage: Eukaryota; Viridiplantae; Streptophyta; Magnoliopsida; Fabales; Fabaceae
Source: RefSeq, a predicted model, not a curated record
AUGCAAAGUGGUAUUAACCGGCAACAUUCUCUGAGGGAGAAGUUAAAAUCUUCCAUAUGUUGUUUCUCAGGAACAUCGCAUAACGAUUCCCUAGAACACGGAGAAGGGUUUUACAGCAAAUUUCAUAUACCCAGAACGCCAAUUUCUCCGGCAGGCUCCACGUCAUCUUUUUCGUGGUUCAAACUAAAGUCACCCCCGGGCACCGAUUUCGGGAAUGACUCGCAUACACGUGUGAGGGGACGGAGUCUAAAGUCCCGAUUGAGUCGGAAGCUCCUCCAUAACCGUCAGUCACAGUCGGCGGACUUUAGCUACGACCCUUCCAGCUACGCCCUCAACUUCGAGAGCGAAAGCCCCGAAGAGUUUCCCUUCAGAAACUUCAGCUCACGGUUGCCGCCCUCGCCGCCGGUCGAAUAUUCCGGCCACUGA